This is a messenger RNA of Gasterosteus aculeatus aculeatus (three-spined stickleback), 830 nucleotides long. Lineage: Eukaryota; Metazoa; Chordata; Actinopteri; Perciformes; Gasterosteidae. The record is from RefSeq and is a predicted model, not a curated record.
GCGCCACUUUCUGCGUUUUCUCCACGUUGCGCUUCUCUUCAACAACUUCCUCCUGAAACCGAAAGCAAAGUUUUCCACCGUUUCUUCUGCUCGGUUCGUCGGUGCCUCGAGUGAGCAGACAUGUCGGUUAAAAAGCUGCUGCUUGAGGUUCUGGAAAAUUUGGUUCAAGACGACUUCAAACGCUUUAAGUUGCACCUCACUGAGGUCGGCGUUGAAGGCUUCGAACCGAUUUAUAAGAGCCGCCUGGAGAACGCGGACCGAACAGACACCGUGGGAACGAUUGUAAAGAGCUACGGCGAACAAGUGGCCGUGAAGAUCACUGUGGAGGUUCUGAAGCUCAUUGGCAACUGUGACGCUGCAGAGAAGUUAAGGAACGAAUACAAAGCAGGGGGAGGGGAAGCGUCAUCCUCUGCAUCUGCUGCAGCACCUCCUGCUCCUGCGUCCACCAUGACGGCUCGGGAACAAAGUGUGCUCAUCGCCCCGUCGUUCGCAGGUGCCACCGUUGGGACAUUGAAUAUACACGUACAAAAAUAGCCAUGAAAGAAAUCUACGUCGACACAAGGGAAUACACAUGCAGUUUUUUUCAAUUUAAUUCCAUUUUUUUGUUAUUGCCCAGAUUGACAUUUACUGUGAUUCACCACAAACAAUCAACCCUCUGCUAAGCCCCUCCCCCUCGCCGCUACUCUCUUAAGUUUAAGUUGUAAAAAUUAAUUUCAGAGUUAAACAGACAGAAGGUUCUACAAUAUAUUUUGGAAGAUUUUUAUCCUGGAUGGAAUUGAUUUGGCGGUGAAAAACGGUUACAGAAAUAAAGAUUAAAGUGAACCACUGUU